This is a messenger RNA of Lactuca sativa (garden lettuce), 519 nucleotides long. RefSeq lists its product as uncharacterized. The record is from RefSeq and is a predicted model, not a curated record. Lineage: Eukaryota; Viridiplantae; Streptophyta; Magnoliopsida; Asterales; Asteraceae.
AUGUUAGAUCUUGGAGCCUCGAUCAAUGUGAUGCCAUAUUCGGUUUUUCAAUCUCUUAAUGUUGGAACUUUGGAAGAGACCGGAGUAAUCAUUCAGUUAGCAGACAAGUCAAGUGUGUCUCCACGAGGAGUGUUGGAGGAUGUGUUAGUACAAGUUAAUCAACUUGUUUUUCCGGCGGAUUUUUAUGUCAUUGAUCUUGAAGAGAAGACUCCUUCCAAAUCAUCUAUGAUCCUGCUUGGAAGACCUUUCAUGCAUACCACUCACAUAAUUAUUGAUGUCCAUAAAGGAAAGAUAACUACGGAGUUUGAUGGAGAAACCAUUCACUUCAACAUCUUUGAAGCAAUGAGGUACCCUAGCAACAUUUCUCCUUUGUAUCGGGUUGAUGUGAUUGAGCCAAAAAACGAGAUAAGCCCUAAUGUAUGCACAAAAAAGAUACUCAUGAAAGAUGAUUGUAAGCCUAAGAGGGAAGCUCAAAGAAGAUUGAAUCAUCCAAUGAUGGAUCAAGAAAAAGAUAAUUAA